Messenger RNA from Podospora anserina S mat+, 1398 nucleotides. RefSeq lists its product as uncharacterized. The record is from RefSeq and is a predicted model, not a curated record. The coding region runs from base 1 to 1398 and encodes 465 amino acids. Gene Ontology annotation, molecular function: acyltransferase activity, transferring groups other than amino-acyl groups. The transcript is spliced from 2 exons. NCBI's taxonomy places the organism in Eukaryota, Fungi, Ascomycota, Sordariomycetes, Sordariales, Podosporaceae. Gene Ontology annotation, biological process: polyketide biosynthetic process.
AUGUCUGUCUCGACGGAAGCCAGAGAGCUGGGUCUCUCCAUCCUGGGCCUGGGAACCCGAUACCCUCCUUACACUCUUGACUCCCGCGCGGUCGAGGAACUGAGCAAGCGCUACCAUCCGGAAACACCAGCCAUGCAAAAAGUCCUCGCCAUCAACCGCUUCACCGGCAUCGACAAGCGCUCCUCCAUAGGCCGACCGGACCACUGGCUCGUAAACCAACCCGAACCACCAACGAUCGCCCAACUCCACGAUGUCUUCAUGUCCGACGGUGUCCCCCUCGCCAUCUCGGCCUCGAAAGAAGCACUUGCCGAAGCGCACAUCAACGACGUAUCACAAAUCACCCACAUGGUCUCAGCAACCUGCACUGAUUCUGCCAACCCAGGAUACGACCACUACGUCGCCAAAGCCCUCGGUCUCUCUCCAUUCGUUGAGAAAACUCUGCUUCAUGGCGUUGGUUGCUCAGGUGGCUUGGCAGCGCUGAGAACAGCAGCCAAUCUCUGCCUAGGCCAUAGCACGAGGGGAUUGCCCGCGAGGAUAUUGGUUGUUACGUUGGAGAUCUCCACGACGUUAGUCCGCUCGGAGCUGGAAUCUAUACAUAGUAAUCAGGAGACGAGAAUUGGGGUUUGUUUGUUCAGCGACUGCGCCUCGGCGGUAGUCGUCUCAAACGACAUCCCCUUUUCACCAACCGAACCGCUACCGCCACCAGUCUAUAGCCUUCUCGACUGGAGGCACCAAACCGUCCCCGACACGGAACAAGACCUCGGCUUUGACACGCACCCCCAAGGCUGGAAAGUAGUUCUUUCCCCUCGCGUCCCGAACCUCACAGCGUCGGUCUUGGAACCGACGUAUAACUCGUUAAUGUCGGGAAAGAAGCUCCCGGAGGGGUAUGGCUCGCCAAAGGACUUUGACUGGGCGAUGCACCCAGGGGGAGCGACGAUUCUGACGGGGGCCGAGAAGGUGCUGGGGAUACAGCCGGAGCAUAUGAGGGCGAGCUAUGAUACGUAUGUCAAUCAUGGAAACUCGAGCUCGGCGACGAUUUUUAGCGUGCUGAAUCGGUUGAGGGGGAAGGAGAUGGAUGGGGUGGCUCCGGGGGGGAGGGGGGCGAGGGAGUUGGUUGUGGGUUGUGCUUUUGGGCCGGGGAUCACGGUGGAGAUGUGUCUGUUGAGGAGGAAUCUGAGCAGGACGGAAGGGGGGAGGAAGGGGAUGGAGACGCCGCCGGAGACGGAGGAGAGUAGUGAGGAUGGGGAGGGGGGGCGUGAGGUGAGCGAGGAGGAGAAGAAGGGGAGUGAGGUGAGCGAGGAGGAGAAGAAGGGGAGUGAGGUGAGUGAGGAGGAGAAGAAGGGGAGCGAGGAGGAGGCGUUUAUAGCUAAGGCGUUGGAGAGUGUAGAGCUGGACUGA